GAUAAAGAUGGAGAGAGGGAGAGGAGGAGGUGGCGGAAGGAGGAGUGUGGGGGGCUCUGGCCUGCACCGGAACAUAUACUCCCAGUCUCAACAACAGUAUCACUAUCCUGCCUCCUCUCAGGGGAGCUGCAUGGAGAUCCAGGAGCUAGCCUCGAAAAGGGUGGACAUCCAGAAAAAGCGAUUUUAUCUGGAUGUAAAGCAGAGCUCCCGAGGCCGCUUUCUGAAGAUAGCGGAGGUCUGGAUAGGAAGAGGCAGGCAAGAAAAUAUCAGGAAAAGCAAACUGACUCUCUCCUUAUCCGUGGCUGCUGAGCUGAAGGAUUAUCUGGGAGAUUUCAUAGAGCACUAUGCCCAUUUGGGCCUUAAAGGUGGUCAUAGUCAUAGACACGAACACAGUAAUGGUAAAGAGCAAGAUUUGAGAAGGCGACAACAGCAUCAUCUGUCUUCUCCUCCAGCAUCUGUUGAAUCAGAAGAGCAUCCUCACAGUGUCUUGAAAACUGAGUAUAUAGAAAGAGACAACAGGAAGUAUUAUCUAGACCUGAAGGAGAAUCAACGAGGACGUUUCUUAAGGAUUAGACAAACCAUGAUUAGAGGACCGGGCAUGAUAGGUUAUUUUGGCCACAAUUUGGGACAGGAACAGACUAUUGUCCUUCCAGCCCAAGGGAUGAUUGAAUUCAGGGAUGCUUUGGUCCAGCUAAUUGAAGAAUAUGGGGAGGGAGAUAUAGAAGAACGAAGAGGUGGGAAUGAUGAGCCCCUUGAACUCCCAGAGGGGACUUCCUUCAGGGUGGACAACAAGCGGUUCUACUUUGAUGUAGGAUCUAACAGGUAUGGCAUUUUUCUGAAGGUAAGUGAGGUGAGACCACCUUACCGUAACACCAUCACUGUCCCAUACAAAGCGUGGACAAGGUUUGGGGAAAACUUUAUCAAGUAUGAAGAAGAAAUGAGGAGAAUUUACAACAGCCAUAAAGAGAAAAGAAUGGAUGUCACAGGUGACAGUGGUGAAGAACAAGAGGGUCUGGAAUAGAGUGCAUUUGAACUGGUCAUCAAGCAAAACAGAAAACCAUUAAUUGGCUUGAGGUAGUUUGAGUAUUAGCAAUUUGAAGAAGUUGCCCCUCAUUUUUUGUAAGUCCUUUUCCUGUUGUUAGUAACAUCUCCAAAUAUAUAAUAAUUCUGAAGUCUGAUUACGUUAAAUGACACCUGACAUCUCUGUAAUCUUUAUGGAAAUAUCAGCUUCCCAAAUCUAUAUGAAUCAGCUGCUUCGUAUUGAAGACUAUGAAAGUAAGUGUAUCAGCACAAAAAUCUGACUUUCUGACCUUUAAAUAGUCUAGAUGAGGUACCAAAAAAGCCAGACUUACUUUAUGCUGAAAAGUAUUAGUUUCUGCUAAUGACAUGUUUUCCAGAACUAAAUAUUGUCUAUUCUGAGUUUAAAGUCUGAAAAAGCUUAAUUACAGGUCAUUUUCCACAAAAAUUGACUUUGUAUGAAUUUUAUCUACUUGUAUGAGGAAAGAUAGAAAUUUUAAAACAACGUCUACUAGUUACUGAAUUUUAAAUAAUGGUUUGUAUGGUUAAAAUCUUGAUAGCAGGUCAAGCCUUUAUAAAGGAUUGUCAGAGUGAAAUAUUAAUUUCUUAACCUAAUAAUUUUGUGACAACCAAAUAAUUUGAGUGCCACAAAAAAGCAAAACUGUGUUUAAAUUGUGAUGGGUUAUUCAGAAUUAAUUAAAAUAAUCCAUUCUUCAUCUACAUACUACACCACACAAGGUUGAGGAUUUUUAAUGUGUUCUCAAUUUCAAAAACUAUUUUUGUAUUGUUGAUGGUUUGGGGGUUCUAGUAAGAAGCUGGAGAGUGAGUAUUUUGGUGGAGGAAUGAUUGUUCGAAGGGAGUUUCUAGGGUUUCCUCCCAAAUGUGCGAGUAACACAGGUAUAAUGUUAAUAGUACAAUAUAACGAUAACUUCUGGUUUUGUCCUUUCACUUUGAGAAAAAAACCUUUGGAAGAUUUUGGUGCACCACUUCAUUGGUAUAAAAAUGCUUCUCUAACUUCAUACUUAUUGAAAAAACUUAAAAAACAAUGAAUGGUCCUGCAAGGUACAUUGUACCCUGGACUCCUUACACCAUUUGUCUGAAGAAAUGGGUUGUGCCCACAAAAGCUCAUGAUACCAUCUACAUUUUUUGUUCUUCUCUAAGGUGCUGCAGGACCAUAAGUUGUUUUUUUCAGUUACAGACUAACACAGCUACCCCUCUAAGACUUUCAUAUUUAUUGGUAGCACAUUUGCAAUGCCAUGAUUAAAGCUGUGUUAGCAUGUGCAUUAUAAAUUAUUAAUUUUAUAGGUUUUAGUGUUCCAAGAUAUAAAAAAAGUAUCACCACCCAAAUCAUGGUUUUAAUCAUGUAGUUGAGUGUUCAUGAGGAUGAGCUAUCUUUUAAUCAAAAUGGUAAAUUUUAAUCUGCUCAAGCACAUUUAUCUGCAACCAAAAUUUAACCCAGUCUUAAGUUUAAUCUACCCCCAUGCUUCAAAUCCACACUAAAUUCAAACAUCUUAAUAAGUCUUUGAUCUGACAUGCUAUUAGUAAUAUCAAGAAUGGCUUUAUGUGGGGAUUAAGUGAAUAAUCUGGCCUUUAUUUGGGUGCUAAAUAUGAUCAAUUAAACUAUGAAAAAGUGUGCACCAAAGUCACCAAAGAACUAUUAGGAACAUAUUACACCUGUGACAGAAAACAACAGAUGUAAAGAAGUUAAUUUCACUGUUUUAGGUGAUCCCCUUAGAGCUAAUAACCAGUUGGUAUGGUGUCAAAAUAUACCAUAAACUAAUCACUAAUGUAUUGAUUGAUGUUUCAGAUAUUUUCUUAUCCAAAGCAAAGUUUUCUUCUUUGGUCAUUUGAAUUGCUUAUGGGUUAUUUGGACCAUGACCAAUCAAUUGAAGGUUUUAACCAUAGUCCUAGGGCUUAUGGUUCCUAUUGGAUUUUGAAGUACUAACAAAAUUUUUAAGGAGUCCAAAUCAUACUAAAAUAACAAUUUAUACUAUUGUUGGCUUGAUAGCAGAAUAUUAGUGAAUGAUUCAUCAAUGUCUAAAUUACCAUCUCACUAAUUGCUGCUGCCCAUCACAGUGCCUGAAGUAAUGAUGAACUUGUCAAAGCUUCCACCAGUCUGGAGCUAGGAAUGUAAGAACUUUUUAUACUCAGUUCUCCCCUUCAAGUGGUUUUUGUCCCUUCUAUACUCAGCACCUUCCAGUCUAAAAUAAUUUUUCAGCACUCAAUAUUAAAAGCUAAUUUGUUGAAAUUAUUCCUACAUAAUAUGUGCAAUGCAGAUAAUCUUGCAUUACAUGUGUUCCUUUGCUCUUAAUAGAGACAAAUAUUUUAAUUGUUCAAGUAAUUAGUAAUUUAAAAAAUACGUUUCCUUCACAGGUUUUAAAAACAAACAGGUGCAAAGUGGCAUUAUUAUUACUAUCAAGUUGCCAUUUUGGAGAAUUAGAGCCAGACUGCGUCUUAGCUAUUGAAAGUGCGCCAGUGAAGAUGUAGACCUGUGUCAUUUUGCACCACUGCUUCAUAAUUAGGUUUCCUGUAUUUAUUAAUUGGCCUUCAGAAACGCAUUGAUGUAUUGUAACUAUUACCCCAGGAAGUCAGUAUCUGCUGGAUGCUGAACAAGCUCAAUUCUCAGCUCUGAUACACAGGUAAGUGUGGCCUUGUAUUUUGUAAAAUCAACUAAUCCACUUCUUCUCACAUGGUGAUACGCACCUGAGUAUCCAGGACUACAUUUGAGCCAGCCAUCUACAGUUAAAGCACUGACUAUUGGUUUUCUAUAUAAAUUGUAAAGCUCUGAUGUUUGCAAAUAUUAUGAUUCAAAUGUAAUGCUAAAAAACUCAAAAUGCAAACUCAUAAUGGUUAAAUUUGGAAACGGGUUCCUCAUUAUUUUUGGCAGUGUGUUCCCAGCUUUUGAGAGCAGCAGUAUUAUACUGCUUAUGUGCAGAAGGGCCCAUUAUAACACAAAGGAAUAUUGAAUUCCCAGUGCAUUUUAAAUAUUGUCAUUCUUUAAGCCCUAAAACUGCCAUGACCCUUAAACUUGAGAAAAACACAAGCUUGUUUGCACUAAAGAGCAUGGCCAAAAACAAUUCCAGGAGGACAGGGUGAAAAGCAUCAGUCUGAAUUUCUUGAAUUAAUAGGUUCUCAUGAGAGAAUUUUAUAUAGUCAAGCCCUCACCUCUGUUUUAAAGCUGUGUGAUCCAGGCAGAAAUUCUGCCAGUUCUAUAAUUAAAUAAUAAUGCACUUUAUAUUUUGUAAAUAAUAGAAGCACAUUUCUGCUAUUAGUCAUGUAGGAUGUGCUUCAGUAAUAUAUAGUCUAAACCUGUAAGGGAUGGUCUCUUGCAUGCAUGUCUGUCAAAGCUCUGUUGUAAUCACUUGAUCCAGUUACAUCAGUAUGAUAGAAAAGGCAGACACUAUUAAAACUCCUUUCAAAACCAUGAGUCUGAUUUCCCACCCCACCCCAGAGGUGCUCAGUACCCAUAACUCCCAUUUGCUGAAUUUGGAGUUGUUGGUGCACCGCGUCUCUGAAAAGUCAAGCUCCAAACAUUUUGUAACGAAUGUAAAGAUAGGUUCUCUAUUCAUAAUCUUUAUAGAGCCAGGUUCAAUAACUCCAUCUCACUUUGCCUUUCUUCAUGGCUGUCACAGAAGCCCUCAUAAUCCGAGAAAUGUUGGUAUGGAGUAAUGGCGAUUGGGUGGCCUACUGUGGUAUUGAAAUUAGCCAGUUUGUAUUGACUCCAGCCCAAAGUGUGUAAAUUUUCUUUCUUGUUAAAGUACAAAUGUAGUAUGUUGUUGGUUGUAAUAGUGCUAUCAGAGAGUUGGAAAGUGAUCUGCACUAGAAUGGUAAGGAUUACCACCAUGGCACUGUGUAGGAUAUUUCACCAACCAUGACCAAAUAGACUGUCCAGUUUCAUGAAAUUCAGAGAACUUAGCAAACCUAAAAGAAAUUCUUGAUUAAGGACGUUCAGAAGCAACAACAUUUACUCCUGCACCUACGAGAGUGGGGAAUUUAUUUUAAUGUAACAAAACUUGAAAAUUCUGAAUAUAACUGCAUCUCAAAUGCAAAUACACAUUUCAUACAUAGAUCAAUGAUAUGCAUGUACUUUAUCCAGAAAGAAGUUGUUCUUUAAAGUAGGAGCAAUCUACUCUUUAUCAUAAAUGCUUCAUAUGUGUAUUUAAUAUGUAUAAAUCUAAUAUAUGUAUAUUGUAAAUCCACAGUAGCUCAAAGCGAAAUAAUAUAUUUAUCUAAUACAUUUAUCUGUACAAGUUUAAAGAUGGGACUUAAAAAUCAGUCUCUGCCAGGAACACAGUUUGGUUAAAUGUGUUAUUUCACUGAGAGCUCUUACAUAUAUUAUUUAUUACAUCCCUUUUAGGAUUUCUGCAUUUAAAUGUUUUGAUGUAUUAUUUAUUUGGAGUUUGGUGGAGAAAGGGAUGGUAUAGGACUCUCAGUAGAGCUGAAGAAAAAUAUGAGAAAAAAUAAAAUAACUUAUUUCAAGGUGUCUUGUGUGAAAUAAGUAGUCUUAGGUUUACAGGCAGCUUUGUAUGCAGGUUUACUGUAAGCUGCCAUAGUAUUUCAAAUCUGUCUUUAAAUCCCCAAAUGCUCGAAAUCUUUAGGUAGAAUAAAUGUAAAAUUCCAAAUAAGCUGCUAGAAGAGUUUAAAACUGGUUUAUUUGUGUGAAGGCCCAAACAAAAUUACCAAAAACAAUUUUAAUGCACUUUUUUGCUAAAGGUAUAUUAGCCAAACAGCUGCAUCCUUUUUCUUCAGGGGCCUAUUAGAAUGACUUAAACUCUGUGGGGAGGAGAAUUAGAUGAACUUUAGCUCAGUUGAUGGACAACCCUUUUAACCAAAAGUGUAGUAAUUUGUGCAGUGGAAAUGGAUUUAUUUUGUUGUUUCGUUUUACUGUACAGUGUUUUCACAGUGUGGAAAAUGAGUUAGUAAGCAGGCUAUGGUCCCGUUGCAAUGAUACAAAUACAUGUUUUCUGUAAAUAAACUAUAUAUGAAAUCUGCAAAGUAAGUCCUAAAAAUUAAUACAUCUUGCAUUUUAUUUUCUAUAUUUUCUCUUAAAGUGAAAAAUCUCUUAAUCCUUUUGUGUGUCAUGGCUUUUAAAAAUCACCUUGUCUUUCUUAUAUUCUUUUUUAAAAAUUCAGAUUUGGAACAAUUUUCAUUAUUCAAAUGAGAAUGAAAAAGUACACUACAUUUAAAAUGCCUUUCACAAGCAACUUGAGUUAUUCUCUUAGGGAGCAAGUGUAGACGUACCCUAUCUCGAGAUAAGGAUGCAAAUGUAGUGUACCAAA
Molecule: messenger RNA, 6296 nt
Organism: Pelodiscus sinensis (Chinese soft-shelled turtle)
Lineage: Eukaryota; Metazoa; Chordata; Testudines; Trionychidae
Source: RefSeq, a predicted model, not a curated record